AUGGAACCACCUCAAGAAAAUCAUCCUCGUAGUAAAUCGACCCACGUUCGACGCGUCAAACGUAAGAAAGCAAUCCUUAUCUCUCCAGAGCUUAAAGAUUAUCUGAUUGACUUGAAAGAUUUUCAAUUAGAAAAGAAAAUCGGUUCUGGAACAUUUGGAGAAGUUUGGCGUGCAAAGGGCAAUGAUGAAAAAGGCACGGCAGCUAUCAAGAUCUUGUUUAAUGAAGAACUUUCUAAAGCAGAAUUAAAACAUUUCUUAAUGGAAGUUGAGAUUCUUGUUCGUUGCCAAUCACGCUUUGUUAUUCCAUUUGUUGGCUUUACGAACACUUACCCAUACGCUGUUGCAACUAGAUUAGCAACCAACGGAAAUCUUGCCGACUUCAUUGGAAUUAUGAGGAAUCAGGGCAAGUAUCCAUCAACUAUCUUCCAAAGAAUAGCAAUUGGCAUCGCUGUUGGCAUGCAAUACCUUCAUAACCUCGGAAUUAUACAUCGUGACUUGAAACCGUCCAAUAUCUUGCUCAACAAAAACUACUUGCCAUUAAUUUGCGAUUUCGGUGUCUCCAGGAAUACUUUGUCCAAUGUUAUGACAAAAUGCACAGGAACUCCACAAUGGAUGGCUCCAGAGAUCGUCGCGGGAUCCGAAUACUCAUUAUCAGCAGAUAUAUUCUCUUAUGGCAUGAUUCUUUACGAGAUAGCAACUUUGACUCGUCCAUUUGAAGGCAUUCCAGUUUCCACAAUUUUACGCGAAGUCCUUAAGGGUACAAGACCAACUCUACCAACUAACAUACAUCCAGGCAUGAGAGAACUCAUUAUCCGCUGCUGGAUGUCAGAUCCAAGAUUAAGGCCUUCUUUCAAGGAAAUCAUCAACCUCCUUUGCGAUUUCAGAGCUGUUUUCCCAGGAUACAACGAGGCCAAGGUCAAUGAUUUCAUUUCUACCCUGCCUGCAGUUAGAAUCAUGAGACUCAACGAUUACAGUGAUGAUGAAACAAAGAUGGAUAUGUCAGAAAGUGUUGCAAGCACCGAUGAGGUGGAAUACGACUUCGAAAAGUUCUUGGCGCAUCCAAGAUUUAUCAAACAACCAAAGAUCGCUCAAUUCCUCUCAGAAGCAUCUCAAUUACUUCAGACAGCACCUUCUGAUGAGAAAUCCUCUCGUGUUGUGUCAGUUAUCAACCAAUUCCUCCUUGAUAAGAAAUUUGUUCCAAAUAUCAUCGAAUCGAACAUUUACAAAUACCUUCCAAUAUCAUUCUGUCGCGAGAAAUGUGUCAAAGUGCUCUGCAAACUCGUAGCUUUCACAGAUGAUCAGACAGAUUUGAUUAUUCAGCAAAUUCUCUUAUCAAUGAUCAACAAAUACCCAACAGAUAUCAUCAGCAUCUUAUACAAGGUCGCAAAACGUUCACGCGCAUCACCUGCUCUCAAGAUUCUCGUCAGUGACUGGAGAUUACUUAUUUAUGACAAUACGAAAGAGAAAUUCUUCGACUUACUACUCGCCAUUCUCGACGAAAACCCACUCUGGGACGAGAGAACACGCGGCAUGUUCCAAGAUAUGCUGGCAGAUUCAGAAGAUUACACAAUUAUUUCAUCAUCAUACGACGGAUUGUGCCUUACAAAGCAGUGGGAUGUCGAACUGAACCUCAAAUCCCUUCUCAAGCACCUUUCGACCGACGAAACUGUUGAAUCUACGCUUAAAUACCUAAAGAACGCAGAAAACUUCCCAAUCAACUCCAGAAUUAUCCAUGCAAUUAUCAAAGCGGCGAGAAUCUUCAAGAUCGCUAACAAAAUCCUCAUUUCUUUGUUUGACGAUUCUUAUGUCAUAAAUUACUUCAUCAACAACCCAGAUUGGAUCGAAUUUGACCUCCCUGACCAAUCAUCAACAGCCAAACUCAUGUCAAAGCUCGCAGAAGUCGCUCCAGAAAAAGCAUUUACAUUACCUUAUUUACCAACAUUCCUUGAGGUUAUUUCCGAGACAUUGCCAUCCAGUGCCAUUGCAACACUUUAUCCUUUGAAGCCGAACGACGAAUUCGUCGAAAAAAUUAAGAAUUCAAAGAUUGUCUCGAAUAUUGUUUUGAAAGACGAAGAUAGCACCGAACUGCUUAAUUUCAUCAAGGAUAAACCUGAAUACGCCAGCGUUCGCUUCGAGUUUGCUGCUCCAAAGUUAAUUCAACUCCUCAAGAACAAACAGACAAUGUUAUUGGCUGCAGAGGCACUUACAACGCUUUGUUCGAAGGACAAGAACGCUGCAAAGAUCCUUUCAAGGCAGAGAAUUGAUAAUGCUGCGAAAGAACUCAUCAAAUCAAAUCCACCGAACAAAGAGAAGCUGCAGGCACUUAUGGCAGUGUUGUAA
Molecule: messenger RNA, 2340 nt
Organism: Trichomonas vaginalis G3
Lineage: Eukaryota; Parabasalia; Trichomonadida; Trichomonadidae
Product: protein kinase protein
Exons: 1
Coding region: 1-2340 (779 amino acids)
Biological process (GO): protein phosphorylation
Molecular function (GO): ATP binding; protein kinase activity
Source: RefSeq, a predicted model, not a curated record